GAUUCCCCCUUUAGAGGGAUUAUACAAGAGUCGCCCCUCAAUAAUUCAAACUAAUACCGUGUGCAACCCGUUCAAAGUAACAGUGAAUUGUACCUAGGUGAUCACUUCACGCCAUCAUGUCUAUAAAACUACCGCAGACCGAAGCUGAGCGGAAUACAUGGAUUAAAUUCCACAAAUUGGCGGAUUUAACUGUCCACGAUGAUAUCAAGCUCGCUUCAGCAUCAACAAUCAAGGAGCAGCAAUAUCUUGCGCUUAGAGUGCUCUGGAAAACACACAAAUCCAAAGAUCUUGAUGUUGAAAAGUUUGACCUUAAAAUCUGGAUCAGCAAGGCUGAUGAGCUGCUCCGCAGCUUUCAGUCAUGGCAAGGAUAUCGGCAAAGUUUCAAAACUUCGAUUAUUCCCGAAGGCACCUUCGCGUUAGCCAGGAAAUACCAAAAGCAGGCCGCGCUGUCUACGGAUGAGACUCUCAGGCCCAGUGUCUCUAUCUCCCCAAUAUCUCAACGAACUCGAAGCCAGAUAAGCAGCCUAACAAAGAGGCUUAGGGAUGCGCAGCUUCAAACUCCAACUAAAUCUAGGGGGGAUCCGUUGGAUUACUUUAAGAUUGAAGGGGAGGAGAAGGAAGAGGAUGAAAAUGACGAGGAUGAAAAUGAAGAAACCCCUUUCGUUUCCCCCGGGCCUAGUGAAAUUGUGAAUUUGAUGUAUCCGCCGACAAAAGAUGAGCAGAUUGUGAAUACAGCUCUAGUUAAUUUCUUGAACGCGCUCACUAUGCACUUUCCAGCUGCCAAUGAUUGGACCUUACAUCGAAAAUCAUUCAAGGCAGACUUUCAGAAAGCGUCAUUUGAAGCACGGACUGAUGGGUACCUUGAAGACCACUCUGAUCCCGACAAAGCGCGAGCGUUAAUCGAAGUAAAGCCAAUAAUGCGGAAUAAGAAGAGGGACCGUAUUUGCAUGCAAGAGGCUGCCCAAAUGGCAGCCUGGAUCAAGACAGACCCUGACCUUCAUGGUUGCUUGAACAAACCCGGACGGCGCCUUCAUAUAUCUCAAGACCGCCAUCAACUAUUCAUUAUUAUCGCGGAAUAUAGCCAAGAUUACAUUGACUAUUUGAACAAAAAGCCUCCAGUUGGUAGUGCUUUACCAUUCCUGACAAUGCACGAGUACGGUGCUUGGGAUACAUCAAUACUCCGUGAAAUGGACAGCAUUGCAAGGAUUAUUCUAGCCAUUGCGUUGCGUGCUCAUUCUGAUUGCCGUGGUGCAUCCAAGUUAACUGAUAAGUGAAGGGUGCAAUGAUUGCUGUAUUUUUGUGAAUAUUUGAUGCAUGUCUAUUUUGUAGUGUCUUUUUACGCUUUAACCUCCAUAGGUUAAAUGUCAAGUUAUUCCUAUAAUUAUCCUAAUUAAAAGACUUGG
Messenger RNA from Aspergillus ochraceoroseus IBT 24754, 1403 nucleotides. RefSeq lists its product as uncharacterized. Lineage: Eukaryota; Fungi; Ascomycota; Eurotiomycetes; Eurotiales; Aspergillaceae. Bases 117 to 1274 code for a protein of 385 amino acids. The transcript has 2 exons. The record is from RefSeq and is a predicted model, not a curated record.